Messenger RNA from Arabidopsis lyrata subsp. lyrata, 3932 nucleotides. Its product is annotated as protein SMG7. The record is from RefSeq and is a predicted model, not a curated record. The transcript has 8 exons. Gene Ontology annotation, biological process: nuclear-transcribed mRNA catabolic process, nonsense-mediated decay. Gene Ontology annotation, molecular function: telomerase RNA binding; telomeric repeat DNA binding; protein binding. Lineage: Eukaryota; Viridiplantae; Streptophyta; Magnoliopsida; Brassicales; Brassicaceae. The coding region runs from base 186 to 3344 and encodes 1052 amino acids. Gene Ontology annotation, cellular component: telomerase holoenzyme complex.
AUACAACCUUCACCGUCUCUAUUUUUUUUUCUCUUCUCUCUUCUCUCUCUCGCGGAAAAAAAAAACCCUAGUUUCUCUCUCCUCUCACCGAUUUUUCCAUUCCGAUGCUUGUGGUCGCAUAGCCAUCCCCGCAGAUCUGGUAAUUCCGGGUUACAUAUGAAAUAACCUUUGAAACAUUUUGAUGGAUGAUGACUUUGCAGAUGGAUAAAACUACUGCUUGCUCUCCAAGGGAGCGAGCCAAGUCCAUACUUGAUAAGACUUUUGCGUUAGAAAACAAGCGUUGGAAGGCUGCUCAGACUCGAAAUCCACCUGACUUAAAUUUGUGGCAGCAAAUUCGUGAGAAUUAUGAAGCAAUAAUUCUUGAAGAUCAUACCUUUUCUGAGCAGCACAACAUUGAAUUGACUCUGUGGCAGUUGCAUUACAAACGGAUUGAAGACUUUAGAUCACACAUCAAUGCUAGUAAGGGUCCCUCUAAACCAGACGUAAUUGCAAACCACAAGCUGCAGUUCAGAACAUUCCUUUCAGAAGCAACUGGGUUUUACCAUGAUAUGAUCUUAAAAAUUAGAUCAAAGUAUGGUCUUCCCCUGGGUUAUUUUUCUGAGGAUCAAGAGACUCAACAUUUGGCUGAUAAGGAUGGAAAGAAGUUACCAGAAGUUAAAUUAGCCUUGGUAUCAUGUUAUCGUUGCUUAAUAUACCUUGGUGAUCUGGCUCGGUAUAAAGGAUUGUGUGGCGAGGGGGAUUCCAAGAACAGAGAGUAUGCUGCUGCUUCAAGUUACUAUUUGCAAGCAGCUUCUCUAUUGCCAGCCUAUGGAAACCCACAUCAUCAGCUUGCUAUAGUUGCUUCUUAUUUGGGGGAUGAGUUUACAACAACAUAUCGUUAUUUCCGAAGUUUGGCUGUGGAGAUUCCUUUCCCAACUGCCCGUGACAACUUGAUUGUUGCUUUUGAAAAGAAUCGUCAGAGUUAUGCCCAAUUGUUUGUGGCUUCCAAAGACUCAUCCAGGAGGCCAACUGGUAAAGGAAGAGGUAAAGGUGAAGAUCCUUCAUCAAAAGAUGCGAACUUGAUAGCUGGUCCUGUGAAGGAUAAAGUAACUAUUUCAAAUGAGAUGCUCAAAGCAUUCUGCACUAGAUUUCUUCGUCUCAACGGGAUUCUUUUUACCCGGACAAGCCUGGAGACAUUCUUUGAUGUUCUUGCCUCCACUAGCAGCAGUUUACGAGAGGUGAUUUCUUCGGGCUCAGUUGACGAGCUGAGUUUGGGCAUAGACACCAGUGACAGCGCACUUUUCAUUGUUAGACUCGUGACAAUUCUUAUAUUUAGCGUCCAUAACUCAAAGAAAGAGACAGAAGGUCAGUCAUAUGCAGAGAUUGUACAGCGUGUUGAGCCUGCCAGAAACUCCUUAACGGCUAGCUUUGAGUUACUUGGACACGUAAUAGAGAAGUGUGUGCAACUGGGAGAUCCUUCGUCGAGUUACUUCUUGCCCGGUGUCUUAGUUUUUGUUGAAUGGUUGGCCUGUUGUCCUGAUGUUGCACUGGGAAGUGAUCCGGAUGAUAGACAGACUGCUGUAAGAAAUAGCUUUUGGAACCAGUGUGUUACCUUGUUCAAUCAAAUCUUGUCGCUUGGACCUAUGUUUAUUGAUGAUGUCGAAGACGAGACUUGCUUCUCAAACAUGAGCUUGUAUGAUGAAAGAGAAACUGAAAACCGACUUGCACUAUGGGAGGACUAUGAACUAAGAGGAUUCUUGCCACUGCUUCCAGCUCAGACCAUUCUCGACUUCUCAAGGAAACAUUCCUUUGGAACUGAAGGUCCCAAGGAAAAGAAAGCUCGUAUAAAGAGGAUUUUAGCAGCAGGGAAAGCUUUGACCAGUGUGAUCAAAGUUGAUCAGAAUCAUGUAUAUUUUGAUUCAAAGAAGAAGAAGUUUCUUGUUGGUAUAAAACCGUCAGAUGACUUGCUGGAUUCUCAUUCAAGCCCACCUAAAGCUUGUAAUACUUUGCAAGAUAACCAAGUAAUGAUGAAUCAUAACUCGCCAGUGAUGCAGCUUGGUCAGCAGAUUUAUAUGGGUGAGGAGGAUGAUGAUGAUGAAGUAAUUGUUUUCAAGCCUCUAGUUACUGAAAAGAAGAAAGAGGCUUCUGACCAAAUAUAUGUUCCUAGUGGAGGCUUCAGGAAACCUGAUCAAGUUGCUACUAUGGGGGACUUUAAAGCUUUAAGUGGUUCUGAUGCAGCUUUUCAUGAAAAUCAACUUCUGCAAGCUAGAGGCAAUGCGAGUAUUCAAGUACCUGCAUCUGUUGGUUCUAACCUUCUGGGACUUCUUCAGCCAUCAACCCAGGCUCAAGCUAUGCAUAUGCAACAAGUUCAGACGCAGGUUCAAGUGCCUGGAUCUGUUGGUUCUAACCUUCUGGGACUUCUUCAGCCAUCAACCCAGUCUAAAGCUAUGCAUAUGCAACAAGUUCAGACGCAGGCAGUGAAUCCUCAGCCAGCCCAAUCACUAGCUGCUGCAAGACUUCAGCCAAUGCAAUCACAGGUCGCACAACUUCAACCACUGCCAUCACGGGUUGUGCACUUUCAACAAACUCAGGCACAGCUUUCACAUGUUUCAGCGGCCCAGACACAAUCUGCUUCCUUUGUUGGUGGUAGCAAGUGGUCACCAGAGGAAGCUGCUUCUCUUGCUAGUAGCCUAUCUGGUUUUGCUCAGAUGGGUAAUGGUCAUCUAAUGAGGAAUGAGAUGCAAGGAAAUCAUGGAGUUUCCUAUUACCCUGCACACCCAUUACCGGUCCACCAGUCUUACAAUGUCAAUGGUAUGGGUGGUAUGCCAUAUUCUCAGUCACGAACAUCUGAAGCUGUAUUGACACCCAAAAUUGAUACUGUUUUGUCAGCCGGAGUUGUUGCUGAUGGCCUGGGCGUCCAAUCUUCGUUAGCAAAGAAAAAUCCAAUCAGUAGAGCCAUUAGGCAUCUUGGCCCUCCGCCUGGGUUUAACUCUGUUCCCUCUAAGCUGCAAAAGGAGCCAGCACCUGGUUCGGAUUUUUCUGGCAACAACAAUCUACCAGUUGAUGAUUACAGCUGGUUGGAUGGAUACCAAGCUCAAUCUUCUCGAGGCGCUGGGCCGAACAGUUCUUUGAAUUAUGCCGCCUCUGGGAAACCAGAACACAUGGGUGGUACCAGCAAUGUACUGAACGGGGUUGCCAACUUUCCGUUUCCUGGAAAACAAGUUCCAACAUCACAGGUCCAAGCAGAUUUUCCUUAUUUCCAGAACCCUCAGAAAGAUAACUUUGUGGACAAAAAUCAUCAGUCAGCUCAACUCCCUGAGCAAUAUCAAGGACAUUCGACUUGGUCGAGUCGUCACUUUGUGUGAGAUCAGAAUGGAAGAGUAACACGGUUUGGGAAUGAUUCAGGUGAGUGUUACGCUACGUUUAUUGCUACCUAACUCCAACUGAUCCUUGUUCUGCUGAAGUCUCUAGUUGGAGUCUUUGUGGCCUUGGCUUCUUGUGGGGCACUUCCUACCUGACGGAUUCAGGACACAGCUCAUGUUGGUGAAAGAGAUAUGUGGUAACAAGAAUGAAUGGUUCUGGGGAAUUGAUAGGAGUAAAGUGCCUUUCUCGUGCUACUUGAGGUGGAGAUGUUAGACCUUAUGAAUAAGAAAGGAAACGUACCUUGUGGCUCACUCUCGAUAUCUGAAGCAGUUGUUUGCUGUUUUGCCCUCUUUAUCCUUUUUUCUUUUCUUUUUGCGUAUAAAUGUGUAGCUGUCCGUCCUCUUGCAGCUAUCUUUCUCUCUUGGAUUGCUUUGCUUUUUGCUUUCCUCUCCUUUAUUCUAUGCUCGUCUCAAACUUCUCUCUGUUUUGCUGUGUCGUUUUAAGUUGAACUAUCAUAGGGUGUGUGACACUUUUCAAGUGCUAAUGAAUAAAAAGGGACUCGUGUCAUAAAACAUGAUUUGGUGUUGAAA